GAGAGAGAGAGAGAGAGGUGCAGCUCGUCACCAACAGGUGUAGUCGACACAGGUAACUGCGCCUUCUCUUUUUUCUCCUAAUGGCGCGUGCCUGACAAACCAACAGGUAGCCGAACUGAACGGAUUUAUUUAUUCUCCCACGAGGACUGAGGUGAAGCCAGCGCGCGUCUGUUCAUAAUUCCAUCACAUCUCCUUUUAACGAGACCUUCGAAAGGAUCGGCUCCUGACAAACGCAGAGGGGGCGCCGCCGCCGAGGAUGACCGGGACGCACGAGGCACGAGUCCGCCCCGGUGCUCCGCGCGCGCCCGCCGUUUAGGACCCCCGUCUCCUGGACCUUUGGCGCGGAAGGCGUCCCAGCGCGUGCUGAGCUGACGGACGGCGACAAUCGGGGAGGAUGACACUCCUGCUGAACGCGGCGUGUCUGUGUGUCUGUGUCCUCCUGGUCUUCGCUGCAGCGGCGCCGGGGAUCUUCGUGGGCCGGCCCCUGAACGGCACCCUCCAGUCCCUGGCGGAGAAGGAGACCGUGCUGCCCUGCCGCUACCAGCCCGGCGAGGGCAACCUGAUAGUGCAGGUCACGUGGUUCAAGGCCUCAGAAAUGAUCAUCACCGCAACCAAUGAUGCAACCAAUCAACAUAGCAGCGGGCAGACAGCAACGUUCGGGACGUGGGCGUCGCGCGUGCGCUUCCACAGCAGCAAACCCACCGAGGACUCGUCCCUGGUGCUCCUGAGCACGGAGGUGUCCGACGAGGGGCUGUACACCUGCCGAGUCAGCACCUACCCCACGGGCAACUUCGAAGACCAGAUGUCGCUCGUCGUGUGGACGGUUCCCAUCUCCUCCCUGGACUCUGUGGUUUUGGAGGAGGGGCAGAGCUACCAGACGGUGGCCACGUGCCGCUCCAUCGCCCGCCCCCCUCCCCGCCUCACCUGGGACACGGAGCUGAACGGCCAGGUCACGGAGCGCUCCUUCGACACGGGCGCCGUCUCCUCCUACUACGCCCUGCACCCCCUGGGGAGCCAGAACGGCAAGAGGCUGGACUGCCUGGUGUGGCACCCCAGCCUGUCGAGCCCCCGCAGAUACACCAACACCCUGGUGGUGCAUUUCCCUCCGCCGCACGCAGCAGUGAGCGGCUACGACGGAAACUGGUACGUGGGUUUGGAGAACGCCGCCCUGAGGUGCGUGGCUGGAGGAAACCCCAAACCACAGAACUUCACCUGGACCAGGGCGGGCGGCAAAUUGCCAGAAGGCGUGAUCCCCCACCCUAACGGAACUCUGCUGUUUGGACGACCCCUGAGUCUAUCCGACAACGGCAUCUACCAGUGCGUGGCGAAGAACAAAAUGGGAACAGCCACAGCGGAGGUGGAGGUUUUCGUGAAAGUGGUGGAUCCAUUGCUCCUGAUCAUCUGUGGUGCCGCCGGGGGGCUGCUGAUCCUGAUGCUCAUCGCCAUCGUCGUCGUCACCCGCCACCACAAACGCAAGAACAAGAGGCUGGAGCGGGAGCUGAACGAGAAGAGGGAGGAAAUCAGCACUCUCUCCAGACAAGCGUCUUUCAGGAGGGUGAACUCUGUCAGCACCGACGCCAGGGGAACGGCGGAUGAAAACAUGCCUCUGAAGAUGGAGGGAACCAUGCGGACCAGCACCUCCACCCUCGGGGAGCAGGCGAACUGCCGCGACAGCAGAUCCACCAUCUCAGGUGGACGGACAUAUGACUACCUGGGCCGACCGGCCGUCCACACCCAGUCAAGGAGGGGAAGAGACCGAGUAAUAGACAGAGAUGACGACAACAAACUCCGAGUGGAGACUUUCGUGAGAGACACUACCCUCAGUCUGGACAACUGCUUCCACCCUCCCCUCGUGCCAUCGAUGUACCCCAUGAAACAUUCCACUGAAUACGUGAGGCAUCUGAACGGCAGCUCCGUUAUCCCAGCCGACGGGACCUCGCGACAGGGCAGCAUCACCAGGAACCACCCGCACCACCAUCCCCUGAGCUGCACCUACCCGCCGGCGACGGACGACGAGGACGAGGUGGACGAGGGCCUGGGGGGUCCCGCCAGUCAGGAGCAUCCGGACGACCAAGACAGCGAGACCAACAACUCCCACGUGUCGGAAGCCCACAGUGCAAUUUACCAGCAGACUAAUGGCUCGCUGAGGGCCAAAUCCCGGCUGAGCCCCAUUCCUUUUAGUCCCCAUGCCACCCUGAUCCACAAGGCCCAGAUAGUUUAGCAGGCAGCGUGGGGAAAGCCAGGAAACCACGCGAGAGACAAACUCAGGUGUCGGAGUUUGGAAGUGCCAGAAUAUCCGCUGGUGGUUUGUGGGAAAAUACGCACUGUGACUCAGGGCUGCAUCUUUAGUGUGUGUGAACACAGUGCAAUAGAACAAGGAACAAUCUUCUGAGACAUCCACUGUACAUGCCCCGAUUCCUCGUGUCUGUCUGUUUCUUUGCGAUCAACAGUGAGCUGUGCCAGAUUCUCCGGCACAAACGCGGUAUUGCAAUAUUUCCAGCGCAGCUACUGCAGCGUCAGUAGCAGACAGUAGUGCUGUUCUUUUGCAACAGCUGAAUGCAGAUGACAAACAGUCUGCGGGGCGAUGUUGAAAACAGUCAAGGACACGUACAGUAGGAAACCAGGAAGUGCACAAGACGCCGGUGAGAACGGUGGUACAUCUGGCGAGUUGCGACACUUCGGUACCGAGGGUGGAUUUUUACUGUGUACCUUACACAACAGGCAUUGGGAUCUGAUCCAAACCAGGGGGUUGUUAGUCUCUUGCCACACCUGCAUACUUUCAUAUUGUCCUACUGUCGUCGUGCCUUUGCCUUGAGCACUGACAGCACUUAGAUUCACAUUUGCAUGCAAACAAAUGUACAUAAUCAGUUCAAAGAGCUGAAACACGUUUUAUAUUUUAGGCAUACACACAUUCUGCUUUAAUGUAAGCACUAACCAUCCACUAACCGCAAGUUGUAUUGUGUACUUUUACCUUUUAUUUGGUUUCUUUUUCAUAUUUUAUUUUGUCUGUUACAGCCCAAUAGAAACCUAUGUGCCAAUAUAUAACAUUUGACUUUUUUGGCAAAUAUGAAGUAUUGUUUUUUUCUGUAUGGUAUUAUUUCAUGUUACCGUGUGUAACAAGCAAACUGUUUGAGCUAUUGGGUGAGAAAUGUGCUGGAACAGUUUUCCAGUGGUGGGAAAAUCAGUGGUUGGAGCAGCACAUGAACAGUGGUAUUUUCAUGUUGCACACAGUGCCCCCUGAUGUGUACGUCUGCAACCUGCAGGGAACUGAAUGAGCCAAACACCAGUGAACUAUGGGCAACUCCUCAUUCUGCCAUAUGUGAUUUUUAAAAAGAAUCUACGUGGUCAACGACCUGGAUCCUCAUUUUCUUUAAGGCUGUAUAUGGGUAUAUCUUGUACUGAUGGGUCAACAAAAAAUGUACUUGGUUUUUCUAAAUGUUCUGAGAAACAAGUUUUUUUUUUACUUUUAACUUGAA
Molecule: messenger RNA, 3476 nt
Organism: Betta splendens (Siamese fighting fish)
Lineage: Eukaryota; Metazoa; Chordata; Actinopteri; Anabantiformes; Osphronemidae
Gene: nectin4a
Product: nectin cell adhesion molecule 4a
Exons: 11
Coding region: 395-2221 (608 amino acids)
Biological process (GO): homophilic cell-cell adhesion; heterophilic cell-cell adhesion
Cellular component (GO): adherens junction
Source: RefSeq, a predicted model, not a curated record